AUGGAUUCGAUUACAGUAAAAAAACCUCGGUUAAGAUUGGUUUGCCUGCAAUGCAAAAAGAUCAAACGGAAAUGUGAUAAACUGCGGCCUGCUUGCUCGCGAUGCCAACAAAAUUCAUUACAGUGUGAAUAUGAAGAGAGAACAGAUUUAUCUGCCAAUGUUGCAGCAAACGACUCUGAUGGAUUCAAUUCCUCUCAUAAGCUCAAUUUCGAACAGCAACCUGUACUUGAAAGGACUGGGCUUAGAUAUUCCUUACAAGUGCCUGAAGGUGUCGUUAAUGCUACGCUGUCGAUAUGGAACGCCGAAGAUAUGCUAGUUAUAGUAGGAUUAGUUACAUUUCUGGAUUAUCCUUUUGCUGCGCAUAGUCUGGCGCAACAUGACCAGUAUAUCAGGGCACUUUGUGCUUCGUUGUACGGCAUGGCGCUUGUUGACUUUAGCAAUUAUGCUAAUGGUAUUCCUUGUGAAGACACAUCAAGAAGUAUACUAGGACCAUUGUCAUUCAUAGAAAAGGCCAUUUUUAGACGGAUAGAACAUAGUAAGCAAUUUCGAGUUCAGUCUGCCGCCUUAGGGUUAUUAUACAAUGCAUUUUCAAUGGAAGAAGAAAACUUCUCGACUCUUCUACCGUCACUCAUCGCUGAAGUGGAAGACGUGUUGAUGCAAAAAAAAGACUGUGAAAUACUUUUGAGGUGUUUCUAUCAAAAUAUUUAUCCCUUCUAUCCUUUUAUGGACAUUUCACUCUUUGAGAGCGAUCUCACUAGUUUGCUUUUACAAGACGACAAUAAUCGUUGGAAAAUUAGUACUGAAGUUAAAAAUGUGCGCAAAAAAAUAGAAACUUUGUCAUUACUUACAAUAGUAAUGGCCAUGGCCUUGAUGCAUUCAAAAUUGGAUGCAAAUCUUCUUUCAAUGGUAAAAGAAAAUGCCUCCGAAAGUGCCAGGAAACUUUCUCUUUUAUGUCAUAAACUAUUAUGCCUCCUGGAUGUAUUUCGCUAUCCAAAUGAGAACACUUUUACUUGCCUUUUAUAUUUCUACGUUUCAGAGCAUUUAGAUCCCGAGAGUCCCGAUUGUGUACUGAGCCCCACUAACUUGCUUACUCUGCACCAUCUUUUAAAUUUGUCCAUGACCUUAGGUCUUCAAUAUGAGCCUUCGAAGUACAAACGUUUCAAAGAUCCAGAAGUGAUAAGGCAGAGACGGAUAUUAUGGUUAGGAGUUCAGUCAUUACUUUUUCAAAUUUCUCUUGCUGAAGGUGAUGCUGGUAAAUCAAAUAGUGAAUAUAUGGAGGCAUAUUUAACAGACUUCGAAGAAUAUAUUGAAGCUUCCUCAGAGUAUGAAAAAAGUUCUGCGAGUGAAUCGAACGUGCAAAUGAAUGAUAUUGUUUGGAAUAAGUACAAAUUUCACGUCAUUUUGAGUAAACUAAUGUCUGAUUGCACUUCAGUUAUACAACAUCCGCAGCUUUUCCACAUUUUAGGAAAUAUUAAAAGAUCUGAAGAUUUUAUGGCUGAGAACUUUCCUACAAGUUCGAUUUACCAACCCCUUCAUGAAAAGGAACCAAAUGCGAUCAAAGUUGGCAAAAGUACGGUUCUCGAUGUCAUGGAUAUUCAAAAAACUGAAAUAUUUCUUACAAAUAUUGUGGGAAGUAUGUGUUUUUUAAACAUUUUUGAUGUCCUAUCGUUACAUUUUGAAAAAAAAUGUGUUAUGCACUGGGAAGAAUAUGAAAAGAACUAUCAUUUCCUUACUUUGAAAAGUUUCAAUGCAUACUUAAAGCUAGCAGGGUUGAUAUCUGAUUAUCUCGAGAAUAAGUUUCAAGGGAACAUUUUAGAGAGUCGCGGUUAUAUCAUAGAUAAACAAAUAUGUUUUAUGCUUGUAAGGAUCUGGAUGUUCCAAUGUCGUAUUUUGUUAAGGUUUUCAUACAAGCAAGAAAGUCAGAAAAAAUUGGCCUCUUCCAGUAUAUCCACUAACGAUAAUGAAAAAGAAGAUGAAAUGAUUGUCAUUUUAGAAAGACUUAUUAAACACAUUCGUAACCAAAUGGCACAUUUAGUGGAUCUAGCAAAGGGAAAACUUCAAGAUAGUUACUUUGGUGCUUACCAAACUGUUCCCAUGUUUAGAUACGUUGUGUAUUUGAUCGAUGUUGGCGGCUUAGUAUCUGUGACAAAUGGGUUUUGGGAUAAGAUUUCCAGUGAUGGUGAAAUACCGCCAAAAGUACAACAAGCCGUGAGAUUGAAAUGGGGAUUGGACUGCAAUAAUUCGAGAAGAAUCAAACAAAAGUUAAUAAGCAGCCAGAGUUUGCAGAGUUUCAAUCAAGUUCUGUUGUGCCAGAUGGAGGAUGCAGUUCUCUCCAGUUCCUUCGCAAUAAAAGCCAAUACCGCUAUGUCCCAAAACACGGCUGAAGAAUUUUUCAAUAUCAGCGAAGAAGAGGCUUUAAAUCAACUAUUGGAAAACAACAAUUUUGAUGCCUUCUGGGAUUUAUUAGGUGAAAAUCUGAGCGAUAUGCCUUCUUUGUGA
Saccharomyces cerevisiae S288C is the source of this 2499-nucleotide messenger RNA. It is a transcript of the gene RDS1, whose product is annotated as Rds1p. The transcript has a single exon. Bases 1 to 2499 code for a protein of 832 amino acids. Gene Ontology annotation, biological process: regulation of DNA-templated transcription. The record is from RefSeq and is marked reviewed. Gene Ontology annotation, molecular function: DNA-binding transcription factor activity, RNA polymerase II-specific; zinc ion binding. NCBI's taxonomy places the organism in Eukaryota, Fungi, Ascomycota, Saccharomycetes, Saccharomycetales, Saccharomycetaceae. Gene Ontology annotation, cellular component: nucleus.